AUGGACAAAUCCACUCAAGUCCUGCUCUUUGGAGAUCAGACUAGCCCAUUCGCAGCUUCCCUUAAGCGUCUCCUCUCGAUCAAGCACAACGGCCUCCUGAUUACUUUCUUUGAGAGAGUCUAUUACGCCCUGAGAGUCGAAAUCAACCGCCUUCCCAUCGCCUUUCAGGACGAGUUUCCUCGGUUUACUUCUCUGCUCGAUCUCUUGGCUCGUUGCAGCGAGUCAAAAACCAGGAACCCGGCCCUCGAGAGCGCCUUCCACACCCUCAAUCAACUCGCUUGCUUCAUCAGCCACUAUGGCCAGAGCACGCUCAAGUAUCCUUCCCCCGCCGAGAGCCACAUUGUUGGUGUUUGCACUGGUCUUCUUUCUUCUGCCGCCAUCAGCACUUCUCAGACAUGGGCUGAACUCUUCCCAGCGGCCAUUGAAGCUGUGCUGAUCGCCUUCCGCACUGGACUGAGGACUACCCAGGUUCGAAACGAUAUCGAGAAACCCACUGCGGGCUCCCAAUCUUGGUCUAUGAUCGUUCCCCUGCCUGCCCAGCGCGUUUCGAUGGCUCUGGAUGCAUUCGAGGAGGAUCAAGGUAUCCCCCAUGCAUCCCGACCGUAUAUCAGCUACAUCACUCCGAACAACGUCACAAUUAGCGGCCCUCCGUCCGUCCUCGAGACUCUCGUCAAGACAUCACCUUUUUCUGAGUCCAAAGGUGCCAAGGUCUCUGUGUUCGCUCCGUAUCACACUUCCCACCUCUACUCAGAGGCUGAUAUCGACGCGAUAAUGGCUACCACCUCUCAGGAGAUCGUAAAUUCCUACACACCUAAAAUCCCCGUCUUCUCCGAUGUUACUGGCCAGUUGAUCACCGCUUCCACGUAUGGAGAGCUUCUGCGGAUUUGUCUUCGUGAGAUUUUGAUGGAGCCUAUCCGUUGGGAUAAACUGCUUGAGGGUACCCCCGCUUCCUUGAAGGAGGCCGGCGUCUCUCAAGCCACUAUCAUCCCAUUUAUCGCCAACGGUUCGCAGCAUUUAGCAGCUGCCCUUUCCCAGGCAGGCUUUGCUAGUGUCAAAAUCGACGAUCAGAAUACCAACAUCAACGCUUCUCCACAUGCCCGCCCACAGCAAUCCAAGAUUGCUAUUGUUGGAUACUCUGGUCGCUUCCCGGACUCUGCUAACACCGAGAAGUUCUGGGAAAUUCUUCACCAAGGACGUGAUGUACACCGCGAGAUUCCCAAGGACCGAUUCGACGUAGAUGCUCACUUUGACCCCACAGGCAAGAAGAAGAACACAUCUCGUAUCCGGCACGGUUGCUUCAUUGAAGAGCCUGGCCUUUUCGAUGCCCGCUUCUUCAAUAUGUCACCCCGAGAAGCCGCAAACGCCGAUCCCGGCCAGCGUCUUGCCAUUACCACUGCUUAUGAGGCGUUCGAACUCGCAGGUUUCGUUCCAAACCGAACCGCGUCUUCUCAGCGCGACCGCGUUGGCAUCUUUUACGGCAUGACCAGUGACGAUUGGCGUGAGGUGAACAGCGGGCAAAAUGUCGACACCUAUUUCAUCCCUGGUGGCAACCGGGCCUUUACGCCUGGACGUAUCAACUACCACUUUAAGUUCAGCGGUCCUUCAUUCAGUGUUGAUACUGCCUGCUCCUCUAGCUUUGCUGCUAUUCACACUGCCUGCAACUCGCUCUGGAAGGGAGACUGCGACACUGCCAUCGCCGGCGGCACAAACGUCAUGACUAAUCCAGAUAACUUUGCCGGCUUGGAUCGUGGACACUUCCUCUCUACCACUGGCAACUGCAACACAUUUGAUGAUGGAGCGAACGGGUAUUGCCGAGCUGAUGCUGUUGGCACUAUCAUCAUGAAGAGAUUGGAAGACGCCGAGGCUGACUGCGAUCCUAUCUACGGCGUCAUCCUUGGGGCAUACACGAAUCACAGCGCUGAGGCUGAGAGUAUGACUAGACCUCACGUAGGCGCGCAGGCGGCGAUCUUCGGGCACAUGUUGAACGCGGCUAACGUCAACCCCCUUGAUGUCAGCUACAUCGAAAUGCACGGCACUGGAACUCAGGCUGGUGACGCUGUGGAGAUGGGGUCAGUCCUUCAGGUGUUCGCACCGACCGAGGGAGGUCGUCCUACCCAGUCACUCCACCUUGGCUCAGCUAAGGCAAAUAUUGGACAUGCUGAAUCGGCCUCUGGUGUUGCCUCGCUCAUAAAAGUCCUCAUGAUGAUGAAGAAGAACGAAAUACCACCCCAUUGCGGAAUCAAGACUAAGAUCAACCACAGCUUCCCUGAUCUGGGAGCUCGCAAUGUUCACAUUGCACGCAAGCCGACGGAGUGGAAGCGACCUGACGGAGGAAAGCGUACGGUCUUCAUGAACAAUUUCAGUGCAGCUGGAGGCAACACUGCACUUCUCAUGGAGGACGCUCCUAUCGCCUACAGGACUGAAAGCAAAGACCCUCGAUCCACGCACAUGGUUGCCGUCUCCGGACGAUCCAUCCUCUCCUUGAAGAGGAACCUCGAGUCCUUCGCAAAAUUCCUCGAACAGAAUCAGGACAUAGCCCUCCCUGCUCUCUCUUACACUACCACUGCGCGUCGUAUGCACCACAACCACCGCAUCGUGGCCACUGGUGCAAACAUUGAGACUGUCAUCAAGAAGUUGAAGGAUGCCAGCCAGAGGCAAGACCUCAAGCCUGUCCCAGCCAGAACCCCUGGGGUGGCCUUCGCCUUUACUGGCCAAGGAGUCCUUCAAUCGGGAAUGGGCAAGCAGCUCUUCGAGAACUUCACCCAAUACCGCAAUGAUAUCCAGCGAUUCGACCGCAUUGGCCAAAGCCACGGCUUCCCUAGCAUCCAGCCUCUGAUUGACGGGUCCAUCAACGAUGUUGACAACCUCAGCCCGGUAGUUGCUAUGCUCGGAACUACAUGCAUGCAGAUGGCCCUCACUCGCCUUUGGGCUUCCUUUGGCGUUAUUCCUAGUGCGGUCAUCGGCCACAGCCUUGGAGAAUAUGCGGCCCUCAAUGCUGCAGGUGUCUUGUCUGCGAGCGACACAAUCUACCUGACCGGUAAGCGAGCUCAGCUUCUCAUCGCGCGUUGCUCCAUUGGCACCCACGCUAUGCUGGCAGUUCAAACUUCCCUGGCUCAGGUUGGCACUCAUCUUGUUGGCAAGCCCUGUGAAGUUGCUUGCAUCAACGGCCCCAACGCUCUGGUACUCAGCGGUGCAAAUGAAUCCAUCGACGCACUUGCCGAGGAGCUUACCGCGGCCAAAUUCAAGUCAACGAAGCUCAAGGUUCCAUAUGCUUUCCACUCUGCACAAGUUGAGACAAUCUUGUCCGACUUCGAGGCGGUUGCUGAGAAGAUCCGAUUCGCUACUCCUGCCGUCCCCUUCAUAUCCCCACUGCUGGGAGAGGUCAUCGAAGGUGAGGGCAUCCUCAACCACCUCUAUCUCAGCCGUGCCUGCCGCGAGACCGUCGACUUCGUGUCUGGCCUGAACGCAGCCCUCGAUAGCAAGACCAUCACCGAGAAGACUCUUUGGGUCGAGCUUGGAUCUCACCCUAUCUGUUCGGGCAUGAUCAAAGCUGUUGUUGGCAGUGACACUGUUGCUCUUCCGUCCCUCCAAAAGAACAAAGACUCCUUCGAGGUACUUGCCGGCAGUCUGUCUUCUUUGCACCUUGCUGGCAUCGAUGUCAACUGGAACGAGUACCACCGCGACUUCAAAAGCUCUCACCGUGUUCUCGAGCUUCCAUCCUACAACUGGGACGCUAAGACCUACUGGAUCCAGUACAACAACAACUUCUGCCUUACCAAGGGCGAUGCGCCCGCUCCAGUUACUGCUGCUCUUCCUGCCCCACCUGUCCAGUCCAAACUGUCUACAUCCUCGGUUCAAAAGAUGAUUGAGGAGAAGCUUGAAGCGACCAGGCCUUCCAUUCUUAUGGAGUCGGAUGUUCAGGAGCCGACUCUGGUCGCCGCUAUUCAGGGCCAUGCGGUCAACGGCACUCCUCUCUGCCCGUCCUCGCUUUACGCAGAUAUUGCUCUCACGCUUGGUGACUACCUCAUCAACAACAGCAAGACUAAGCCGUCUGCUACUGGAAUGGACGUCGCCGAGAUGGUAGUCAAGAAUCCGCUCAUCGCUACAGGGCAGAAGCAACUCUUCCGUUCUUCGGCUAUCGCCGACUGGUCUGCCAAGGAGAUUACUGUACAUAUUUACAGCGUCAACGAGCAAGGCAAGAUGACCACUGACCAUGCUAACUGCAAGGUUAAGCUGGGUGAUGUCGAUGCUUGGAUGGCUGAUUGGAGACGCAACUCCUACCUGAUCAGGUCUCGCAUUGAUGCCUUGCACAGUGGUGUCGACGAUGGCGCUACCAAUCUGAUCAAGCGCGGCAUGGCCUACAAGCUCUUCGGCGCCAUCGUGAACUACGAGCAGCAGUACAAGGGCAUGGAGGAGGUUGUCAUGAACAGCGAUGAUCUAGAGACGUCUACUCGCGUCAAGUUCCAGAAGGACCCAACUAGUGGCAAGUACUACCUCGCUCCCUACUGGAUUGACAGUCUCGGCCAGGUCACCGGCUUCACCAUGAACGCAAAUGACAACACCGAUUCCAAGACUCAAGUCUUUGUCAACCAUGGCUGGGAUUCGAUGCGGGUCGCAACCAAGCUUUCUUCCGAGAAGACUUACCAAACAUAUGUUAAGAUGCAGAACAUCGGAGGGACGAUGCAUGCUGGUGAUGUCUACAUCUUCGACGGUGAGACGAUUGUUGCCGUCUAUGGAGGUGUCAAAUUUCAAGGUGUGCCGCGACGAAUUCUCGAUCACCUCCUUCCAGGUGCUGGCAAGGCUGCACCAAAGGCUACAGCACCUAUUGCCAAGUCAGUUCCGGUCCCUGCUGCUGCUGUCUCUGCCAAACUCCAGGCAAAGCCUGCCAAGACUCUGGCUCCUCCUCCUCUUCCUGUUGCAUCGAAACCAUCUGGACCUAGUAUUGCUGAUAAGGCCCUCGAUAUCAUCUGUGAAGAAGUUGGUGUCUCGCGAUCUGACCUGAUUCCAGCCGCCGCAUUUGCUGACUUUGGCGUUGAUUCUCUCCUUUCGCUGAAUAUCUCUGGCCGUCUUCGCGAGGAGCUUGAGCUUGACGUCGAAAGCGGGCUAUUCAACGACUGCCCCACCGUCAAGGACUUCCUCGCUUUCCUCCCUAAGGGAAGCGACGCCCAAGAUGUUGUGGUUGUCUCCGAAGUCAGCUCCUCAUACGCCUCCACCCCCGCGAGUGAGUCCGAGGUCGGCGAUAGCCAAAGCACGAACGGUAGCUCCAUCCAAGGCGACGAUAACGGAGUCAUUGACGCUAUUCGCCGCAUUCUCGCCGAGGAAAUCGGUGUCAAAGAGGCCGAGAUUACUGGCACCCUGGACCUUAGUGAGCUCGGGAUGGACUCUCUGUUGUCUCUCAAUGUUCUUGGCAGACUUCGAGAGGAGCUUACUCUGGACCUGCCUUCAGAUCUGUUCGCUGCCAACAGCUGCCUCGACGCGGUCGAGGCCGCUCUAGGCAUCAAGUCUACACCGGCCCCUGCAGCACCAGUCGACAUUUCACCGCCUGAGACAGCUUCGGUCAUCGUCAAGGAGCUCUCCAUCCCUCUGAAGCCGGCCUCGACGCUUCCAAGAGCCUCUUCAAUCCUCCUCCAGGGUUCUCCUAAAUCUGCUACCAAGCAGCUCUUCCUUUUCCCUGACGGCUCCGGCUCUUCCACCUCGUACGCUCCCCUCCCCCGCAUUGCCGCCGACGUCGCAGUCUACGGCUUGAACUGCCCAUACAUGAAGACCCCCCAGGACAUGAAGUGCGGACUUGCUGACCUGACGGCUCCCUACCUCGAUGAGAUCCGCCGCCGUCAGCCUCAUGGACCGUACUUUUUGGGUGGCUGGAGCGCAGGCGGCAUCUGCGCCUACGAUGCCGCCCAGACCCUCGUCUGCGCUGGCGAGAAGGUCGAACGUUUGAUUCUGCUCGAUACUCCGAACCCGAUCGGCCUUGAGAAGCUCCCGACCCGCCUCUACGACUUCUUCAACAGCAUCAACCUGUUCGGCCAAGGCGGCGCACCGCCACCAUCCUGGCUUCUUCCUCAUUUCCUUGCCUUCAUCGACGCUCUUGACACAUACAAGGCGAGACCCUUCCAGGGCCAGGCGCCGCAGGUGCACAUCAUCUGGGCUGAAGAUGGGGUGUGCAAGGACGGAAGCAUCCCACCACCAGAGGAGAGGGCUGAUGACCCUCGGGAGAUGAAAUGGCUGUUGAACAACAGGGUGGAUCUUGGACCUAACGGAUGGGACACACUUGUUGGCCGCCAGCAGGUGAAGAUCACGAGCAUGAAGGAUGCAAACCACUUCACGAUGAUGGAGGGUGUGAAGGCCAAGGAGCUGAGCCAGUUCAUAGCAGGCGCCAUGGCAUGAUUACCUUUUCCUUUUCCAUUUCCACUUUCUUUCCGAGGGAUAGAUGGAUGGGUUUCUCUCUUGCAUUCUCUUCAUGUAUAUGGUCACGAUUUUCCUUGUCUUCUCUUCUCCUCUGUUCUGCUUGCGCUCGGCACCAUUUGGGAAGAUGGUGUCGUCCGGGCGAAGUAGUUCUUUCCUUACUUUUUUCCCUCUUUACACGACAUCCUCUCUUGUCCUAUCUCACCCAUCCAUCAUGAUCUCUCAUAUUUCCUUUCUUUCUCAAAUGUCGGCGUUGGACUUGGAAUGAUGCAGCUCCUAGUGUUUAGUUUCGCAGUGGGUUGUCUUGCUUUCAAGUUUGUGGAUUUACUUGGGAGCUAGACUUAGACUGGUAGAUUGGGAGGCAUUUUCCUGGAAUGAUGUAUGUAGAAUCGGAGUAGACAAAUUGGAAGCUUACUUCAG
Lindgomyces ingoldianus is the source of this 6822-nucleotide messenger RNA. RefSeq names its product ketoacyl-synt-domain-containing protein. The record is from RefSeq and is a predicted model, not a curated record. The coding region runs from base 1 to 6384 and encodes 2127 amino acids. Gene Ontology annotation, molecular function: phosphopantetheine binding; fatty acid synthase activity; 3-oxoacyl-[acyl-carrier-protein] synthase activity. Lineage: Eukaryota; Fungi; Ascomycota; Dothideomycetes; Pleosporales; Lindgomycetaceae. The transcript has 4 exons. Gene Ontology annotation, biological process: secondary metabolite biosynthetic process; fatty acid biosynthetic process.